Larimichthys crocea (large yellow croaker) is the source of this 1890-nucleotide messenger RNA. RefSeq names its product kelch-like protein 25. The coding region runs from base 501 to 893 and encodes 130 amino acids. The record is from RefSeq and is a predicted model, not a curated record. Gene Ontology annotation, molecular function: protein binding. The transcript is spliced from 2 exons. Lineage: Eukaryota; Metazoa; Chordata; Actinopteri; Sciaenidae.
CUGCUGGACGAGAGAGCACAGAAACUCCAGGGAAGAAGUUUAGUUAGUAACAUGUAUUAACAUGCAUUAAGUUCUCUGUGCUUGUAAAAUAUUCACAUAUGUAAUGGACAAUUACAAUUGACAGACGGCAGCGAGCGGCGAUAUUCUGCUAGUUAUCAAUCGGUGAUGGUGUCAUUCUCUCAGGCGGAUAAGAAAAUGUUUUUAAUAAAAAAUCAAAUAAAUAUAAAAAGGUGUUACCAAUUACGUUAAUAUACCUGCACAAGUGAAGCCUGUUUGUUCUUCUCCUUUCCUCUUCUGUCUCCUCUCCUCUCCUAAUAUUUUCUUCUCUUUCAGAAUUGAAUUCUGACUGAGGAAUGAGGAGAUGUUCCAUCUGGGCAGCUGGUGCUCUUGAUAAGCGUCCAACCCCAUUUUAUAAUUGAACUUGUUUUGAAAGGAGACCUGUGGGAGUUGAGACAUGUUUGCAGGCCUUACUGUUUAUAGAGAAUUAGGACAUUAAGCAAAUGCUCCUUCAUCUCUCAAUCCAUGUUUUAACUCUCGUUUACAGGUCAAUAGUAGAGGAGGCAAUGCAGUGUAAGAAGAGAAUCCUUCAGAAUGAUGGUGUAGUGACUAGUCCCUGUGCUCGACCACGUAAAGCAGGACACACACUGCUUAUCCUGGGAGGCCAGACCUUCAUGUGUGACAAGAUAUACCAGGUUGACCACAAAGCCAAGGAGAUCAUACCUAAAGCAGACCUCCCCAGCCCCAGGAAAGAGUUCAGUGCAUGUGCCAUCGGGUGUAAGGUUUACGUGACAGGAGGAAGAGGAUCGGAGAACGGAGUGUCUAAAGACGUCUGGAUCUAUGACACCGUCCAUGAAGAGUGGUCUAAAGGAGCACCAAUGCUAAUAGCAAGGUGAGUUACAUGUGUUUCAUUAUAAACUCAACAAACAAAGUGAUCUGAGAUCCACACAAAAGGUUUAUGUCUGAGUGACUACCUCUCCUUUGCCAAGAUAAUUCACUGUACUGACAGGUGUGGCAUAUCCAGAUUGCUUCCAUCUUUUCUUUAUUUAAUUGAAGGAACUGGGUUGAAUCCAGCUGGUUACUUGCUUAAAGGAUUGACCGAGUCAGUCUAAAGGACCACAAUCACAAGAAUGUUGUCUCUAUAGCUGGUAGAGGGAGCUUCUAGAGGUUUAGUGGCCCAAUAAUAAAUCCCUGUGGCACUCCACACAUUAUGGUGAUUUUCAAGAUCUGUCAUCACCAAUGGCAACAACAUAGCUUAGUCCACAGGCUGCACCAAGAGCAAGCAGAACCCAAAGUGAUGUUUGACCUGACUUCUGAGUCAAAUUUACAUUAAACACAUUUUAUCAGUGUAUCAUUGUAAUCUGUACUGAAGGAUGCCUAUAAAAACAGCUUUCUCAAUAAAUUUGACAAUGAAAAUUACUAAUUAACUAUUCAAUAGUGAAGGUUGCAGGCUGCGUUUCUUUGGGAAAUAAAAGUCUUCAGUGAUGAUCAGCACCUCCAUAUCCAAACAGCUGAAAACAUUUUUAAGAAAUCUGACUGGUAGAGUGUCAAAACUUAUAGAAAACAUUCUUGCAGAGUGGUACACAUUCAUGUCGCUGGACAAAGCCCAACUUAAAUGAUAGUAUUAUCCAUUUCAUUCAGUUUGAUGUGUUAUCGUUCUGUCAGUUGCAAUGGGUAAGUCAUGUGGGUCCUCUUGGUUUUCAAUUUGCUUACUUAGUUUUUCUCAUUUCCUGGACAGUUAUGGGGUCAUGAUUAUGUUGCAUGAUGCUCAUGCUAGACACCCAACAAUUGAGCCACGAUAGCCCAUCUGACAUUAAGACUUACACACUCAUUACAGUAUGCUUACAAUAUGUUAUGUCAAGAAUUUCAUGAUCUGUUGUUCACCAGGACAUA